CCUCCCCUUCCUUUCGCCGCCGAGAUUUGACGUGUUCUCGCGACGUUUUGGUCUCUUCCUAGGCCGGUGCUCAGCACGUUCUUUCUGUGCUUUCAGAACAAGGCCAUGUUCAGUUCAAGCGCGAAGAUUGUGAAGCCGAAUGGCGAAAAGCCGGAUGAAUUCGAGUCUGGCAUCUCUCAGGCUCUGCUUGAACUGGAGAUGAACUCAGACCUAAAGGCUCAAUUAAGGGAGCUGAAUAUAACAGCAGCUAAGGAAAUUGAGGUUGGUGGUGGUCGGAAAGCUAUUAUAAUCUUUGUUCCUGUUCCUCAACUGAAAUCUUUCCAGAAAAUACAAGUCCGCUUAGUACGUGAACUGGAGAAAAAGUUCAGUGGAAAGCACGUUGUCUUUAUUGCUCAGAGGAGAAUUCUGCCUAAACCAACUCGCAAAAGCCGCACAAAAAAUAAACAAAAGCGCCCCAGGAGCCGCACUCUGACAGCUGUGCAUGAUGCAAUCCUUGAAGACUUGGUCUUUCCCAGUGAAAUUGUGGGCAAGAGAAUCCGUGUAAAACUGGAUGGCAGCCGGCUUAUAAAGGUCCAUUUGGACAAAGCACAGCAGAACAACGUCGAACAUAAGGUUGAAACGUUCUCUGGUGUGUAUAAGAAGCUCACAGGAAAGGAUGUUAAUUUUGAAUUCCCAGAGUUUCAGUUAUAAACAAAAUGAUUAAAUAAA
Molecule: messenger RNA, 708 nt
Organism: Elephantulus edwardii (Cape elephant shrew)
Lineage: Eukaryota; Metazoa; Chordata; Mammalia; Macroscelidea; Macroscelididae
Gene: RPS7
Product: ribosomal protein S7
Exons: 7
Coding region: 106-690 (194 amino acids)
Biological process (GO): rRNA processing; ribosomal small subunit biogenesis; translation
Cellular component (GO): 90S preribosome; small-subunit processome; ribosome
Molecular function (GO): structural constituent of ribosome
Source: RefSeq, a predicted model, not a curated record